Magnusiomyces paraingens is the source of this 1149-nucleotide messenger RNA. RefSeq lists its product as uncharacterized. Bases 1 to 1149 code for a protein of 382 amino acids. Gene Ontology annotation, cellular component: mRNA cleavage and polyadenylation specificity factor complex. The record is from RefSeq and is a predicted model, not a curated record. The transcript has a single exon. NCBI's taxonomy places the organism in Eukaryota, Fungi, Ascomycota, Dipodascomycetes, Dipodascales, Dipodascaceae. Gene Ontology annotation, molecular function: mRNA binding. Gene Ontology annotation, biological process: mRNA 3'-end processing.
AUGUCUGACAAGGCACCUUCGCGUGUAUUAUUUGUAGGAAACAUUCCAUAUGAAUUGACCGAUGAACAGGUUUACGAUAUUAUGAAGUCUAUGGGCCCGGUGUCUAAGUUCCGUUUAGUACACGACCAGAAGAACAAUAACCGUUCCAAGGGCUACUGUUUUGUCGAGUUUGCCACGCUCGACGUGGCGGUUGCUGCAUGCCAGGCCUUUAAGACGCUCCAAAUUGGAACACGAACGCUGCGCGCAGAUUUUACAAAAGAAUUCACAGGUGUUUCAGUCAUCCCUGGCGCGCCACCAGUGCCUUCAGGAUAUCAACAACAGCAUCACCAACAUCAACAUCAACAUCAACAUCAACAUCAACAGUUCCAACAGUAUCAACAGCAUCAACAUCAACAGCAGCAGCAACAACAACAAGGAUUUGGACAGAAGAAAGAACGAUGGCUGAAAAAACCAAUGGGAUUUAAUGACCAUCAACAGUCUCCACCGCCAACACGAAUAAACUUAGACGCUGACGACUCUAUUUCCAAGAUUUUAAGUCAGGUUAACCCACAACAACUUACUGAGUUUUUUCAAACUAUCCCAGGACUUGUGAAAUCGAAUCCAGAACAGGUCGCCAUGAUUUUACAGUCCCAGCAGGCGUUAGCUUAUGCUUCUUUACAAGCUCUAUUACUUAUGGGUCUCACAGACGAAUCUGUUCUGAGUGCAGUCGCACCUGAUCUCAAUAUGUCUCUUCAGGAAAUUAUUGCGCGUGUACGCAAAAAUGGACAACCAAGUGAGGGGCAAGCCAAUGGUGGACCAAAUGAACGAAAUGAUCGCUCAGAUAGAUCUACCGACAGAGGACGUUCUACGCAAGAUCCACGCCAGAACAGACGUAAUGGGAACUCAAAUACCAUUAACAAUAUGAAUAAUAGACGGGACCCUCGAAAACAAGGACAACAACAGCAACAGAUGAACAAACCACAAAUACAGCAACAGGCGCUUGCUGCACCGCCUAUGCAACAAGCUCCUAGGGGCGGGCCCCCGGGGUUAGAUGCGAAUAAUGCGGCUCUCUUGUCGCAGGUAAUGCAACUGACUGAUGAACAGAUCCGGUCGUUGCCAGAAGACCAGCGAAAUAUGAUUCGUAUGUUGAAGGCCAACUACCAGGGAUGA